CAGGUCUGUCUUGCCCGCUGUACGCCCUCCUACCUAAGAAAAGACUCAAAGAGUCCCAGAGACAGCAAAGUCCGUAGUUGCCCACGCAGUCUGCUACAGGCAACCAGUGAGGAAAGAACUGAGCACAGCAGGAUGGAAUCAGAAGGAGAAAUUGUUGACCUCCAACCCAGGAAUCCCAGCCCCAGGAGGGACCUGCCCAUCAAUUUUAACCAUUAUGCCACAAAGAAGAGUGUUUCGGAGAGCAUGCUGGAUGUGGCUCUCUUCAUGUCCAACGCCACUCGACUGAAGGCUGUUCUAGAACAGGAACCACCUUCUCCCUACUACAUAAUCCUGGUCACCCUCCUCAGCAUCUCUCUGCUCUUACAGGUGGUCAUUGGGAUCCUCCUCAUCAUAACUGCACGGAUGAAUUUAAAUGAGGUGUCAAAGCAACAGCGGCUGAACCAGCUCAACAACACAACCAUGGUCAUGGUCUUCAUAACUGUCAUCAUCAACAUUUUCAUCACAGCCUUUGGAGUGCAGAAAAUGGGGCAACCCUGGCCUACACCCAGGCCCUACUGAACCCAGCCUGGGGCCCAGGUGAAGACCCUGGAACUCCUGCUUUCUUUCCCUUUGACUUCUGCCAACCUUAAAGAUCUCUACCCACCUCCACCCAGCUCAAUAAGCCUUCCCCACAGUACCUGGGAAGAACCCACAUGGUUGUGUUGGUCCCCAAUAUAAAUGCAAAUGCUCAAGUAUUUGAUUCUGUUAGUCAUAGUGAAUUCUAUAUUGGUGGCUGUCAAUGAAUGUUUUGUGCUCAGAAUGAGGACGCUAUCAACCUUUCUAGUAUUGUUCCCCCAAACCCAAGACUGCCACAAAGGUGCUGAGUCUGGGGUUACUGCCUCCAAGUCAACCAUAUCCCCUUUCCUAUUUCAUACUAUUUUCUUCUCUCUAAAGAGAAAAGAGUCAACUAUAAAGUGAUCUGCUAAACGAACAUGCGUCAUUCUUUACCCUUUUUAGUUCAUAAGCUCGUAGAGCUAGACCUGAAGAACUUCAGAGAUCAUCUAUUAAAUACUCUCCCAUUUUAUAGAUGAGAACACUGAAGCCUUGGAAGGUUUAAGUAACUUGCCCAAAAUUCACACACAUACAGGUAUUAGGUCAGAGGCAGAAUCUGACCCCAUGCCCUCUCACUAGGGAGCUCUUUCCACCAAACUACAAUGCUAGUUGUGUGCCCAGGUAAGAGGGCAGGCUUAGGCUUCUUCAGUUGUACCACCCUUCUCUGGAAAGGAGCAUAUCUAGAGGCUUGAAACAGAAAAGAUGACAUGAAUCGCCCCCUUUCCUUAGGGAUCCACUUUCAAAUAGCUUCUCCUUCCUUGCUUGGGCAGCCUCCCACUAAAGGGCUGCCAUGUUGAUUUCAGGCACUGUCAACUUGUGAUCAUCCGUGGAUGCAUUAUCCAUUUUGUGGAUUACCAUAGCAAAAUUUUAAUCAAAGUUUGGCUUUUCCCCCAAUAGCACAGCAUUUCCCUUCCAGUUUCCCUACACAACUGCCAAAACAUAUUCAGAAAAUGCAAACUGAUUUUAAUGUUAGUGAAGCAUAACCAGAAAAGUCAACUUGUAAACUGUGAGAGUUGAAAGGAGCCAAAGGGAUAAUCUAGGCCUUCAUUUUACAAAUUAAGGUUCUAGAAUCCAGAGAGGUUGUGACUUAUUCACAGCUAGAAAUUCACUUGAACUCAGGUCAUUUCACUGAGUUUGCUUGCCUGGCACCUAUAGGAAGAUCAUAUAGAAGUCAUUUUGGGAGUAUCUGCUAUUUCAAGUCAAUCCUAACCAUAGCUCCUUCUAAACAAUGUGAAUCACCGACAGGUGACAAAAUAGGAUUAUUCUGAAAAAAAGUGUAGUCAUUACUCUCUUCAAAUCAGCCUGGCCCCAUGCUCAAAGCCUCUAGACUGAAGCUUUCAAAAAGCUCAGCAUUCAUCGAUUCUAGGUAAUAAUAAUGGCCUUACAUUUAUACAGCACUUUCAGAUCUGAAAAGUGAUUUUACAGUAUCACAGACCGAGUUCAAAGAUCACCUAGUUCAACCCUCCUCAUUCUAUAAAUGAGCAAACAGUACAUCUGAAACUGUGAUAACAUGGGUAAUAAGUGGAAGAGUCUGGAAUUAAACUUUCUCAUCUUGUACCAUGCUUUUUGGCUCCAUUUUACAGAUGGGGAAACUGAGACUUAGAUUAAGUUAGACUUGCCCGUGUUCAUAUAAUUUAGACAGUAUCAGAGCUAGGCCAUUGGACUAUAAGUUUACUGAUUUUCCCUCUAUAUAUCAUCCUAAUAGCUUGUAAGCUCUCUGAGGGCAGGGACCAUUUCUUUUUUCUCUAUAGCCCCAUGGAAACUAGAGUCACACAUAGCAAAUACAUUGCUACAGGUGAGGGUAGCACUGCUAUUUUUUGACAUAGCCACUGAUGGAUGUGAGACAUGACUGAUAGACACGAGGCCAUAAUUCCCUUCAAUUCAAUCCCUCCCCACACAGAAAGGUAACAAGAAAACAUCAGACUUGCAUUUUUCUAAGAAGAUGCUGUAUUUAACCUUUUCUCUUCCCAACCAAUUCUUUCUUUUAUAUAACAGAAGCCUAGGAGGCCUCUCUUCCUUAAGGCAGAUGGUACAGAGGUAACAGUACAGAAGUCAAAUACAAGGCACUUAAGUUUAAGGUCCAGGGAAGAAAACUGGGGUGGGGGACUGGGAUGUUGGGGCAAGGGCUCUAGUAAUCUGAAGGAGAUGAACCAGGAGGACGAUUUCCAAUUUGCCUUUUCCAGUCAAAGCCUAUUAUUUCAGGUCUUUUAAAGAAUUUCCUUCAGAGGAAAGCUACUCUGAGAAAAUGGAUAUCUCAUAUGGACAAUCCUAAUU
Messenger RNA from Sarcophilus harrisii (Tasmanian devil), 2865 nucleotides. RefSeq names its product ninjurin 2 (gene NINJ2). Gene Ontology annotation, biological process: cell adhesion; tissue regeneration. The transcript is spliced from 4 exons. Bases 133 to 558 code for a protein of 141 amino acids. The record is from RefSeq and is a predicted model, not a curated record. Lineage: Eukaryota; Metazoa; Chordata; Mammalia; Dasyuromorphia; Dasyuridae. Gene Ontology annotation, cellular component: membrane.